AUGCGCUUCUCCUCUCCCCUCCUGCUAGCCCUCCCGGCUCUCGCAGUCGCCGAGCAACAGCAAAUCCCGCUGCUCGACAAGAUCAAGGGCUUCUUCAGCCAGGCAACCGCAGCCGUGUCGUCUGCUAUUCCCAGCGUGCCCUCGUCGCCCGUCGAGGCGGCCAAGGAGGCCGCCGCCGCCAAAGUGGUGGAAGUCAUCCAACACCCGCUUACUCUAGAAAACUGGAAGGAAGUGUUAACGGUUGACCCAACGGCCAGCCCGCCCACAACGCAAGAUUGGCUCGUCUUCAGCACAGGCGGGAAUUCGACAUGCUUUGGACUUUGCGCAAACGUCACCAAGGCCUGGAACGCUUCCCUGCCUUUGAUCGCCGCGGCCCCCAACCCACCUAAAUUCGCCUAUCUAGACUGCGAAACUGAAAACAUUCUCUGCAACUCCUGGUCCAUCGGCGCCCCUUCGCUCUACUACUUCCAGAUCCCCAAGCCUCUUGCCGACCAAUCCGCCCCCGUACCCACCGUCCGCUACCAACCGCUCAAUCGCACCUCCACCACUGUCGACACCAUCAAGAAACUCAUCCUCGACAAGGAGAUUGAAAAAGUCGAGCCGUAUGAGGGCAUUUUUCACCCUUUCAACGGCGCUCUACAGCAAUAUAAUCUCGCGGUUCCCUACGGCUAUGCGACAUGGGGUUUCAGCAAGAUGCCAAGUUGGAUGCCUAUGAUUAUUAUUUCCUUUUUGAGCAGGUCCUUCAUGAGCAAGCGCAUGGCUGGCCCCACUCCCCGCGAAGCUGCCGCUCCACGUGCGCAGUAG
This is a messenger RNA of Plenodomus lingam JN3, 804 nucleotides long. RefSeq lists its product as uncharacterized. The record is from RefSeq and is a predicted model, not a curated record. NCBI's taxonomy places the organism in Eukaryota, Fungi, Ascomycota, Dothideomycetes, Pleosporales, Leptosphaeriaceae.